Molecule: messenger RNA, 3310 nt
Organism: Hylaeus anthracinus
Lineage: Eukaryota; Metazoa; Arthropoda; Insecta; Hymenoptera; Colletidae
Product: protein zer-1 homolog
Exons: 9
Coding region: 327-2684 (785 amino acids)
Cellular component (GO): Cul2-RING ubiquitin ligase complex
Source: RefSeq, a predicted model, not a curated record
UGUAUGUAUGCAGACAUAUACAGUAGUCGUUGGUAGACGUGCUCGAAUAGUGUCGGAUAAAUUUCGUUGACCGUCUAGUGUGAAUACAUUUAUUUUGGACAGAUUUGUGAGAGAUUCGGCAUUGCGCUGAUUAAAUAUAUAUUGUCUUUGUUAUUCGAUCGUGGGAAAACAGGAAGAUGUAAAUAAAAUGAUACGGUCCCGCAGCAAAUUUGGGCAGUGAUGUCCCAGCUGAUGCGUUUAACAUAUUUGACAGUUGAAAUUUCGUAAUUGUUACCCGUAUUUUCAUAUGAGACUUUUUACGCAAUUUGUCUAAAUUACCGUACGGAAUGGCGGAUAUAGAUGACCUAUUUCGUUUGGAUAAAUACGUAGGGUCAGAAUCUUUGGCAGAACUUUGUUUUCGAGUGAUAUGCAAAAAUUUAGACAUUAUUUCGGAUAAGGAGCAAUGGGAUAAAGAGAAUUCUUUACGAAAUCUCUUAGAUGGAUUGGUUUUGCCGAGUGAAAUAUGUGAUAAACUUAUCGAAUACGUUCUACGGAGCGAUACAAUAGAAUUUCACGAUGAAUUUUUUCAUAUAUUCAGUAACACAUCAACAACCAAACUUAAACGUGUUAAAAUAGUAAGAUCCAACCUGACUAAUCAGUCAGUACAGAUUUUAGCUUUGCAUAAGCUUGUGGAAUUAGAACUUAUCGAUUGCCCUAAUGUCACAGAAGCAGCUAUCGAAUAUAUAAAUGCUAACGCAGCUAAUCUACAAAGUUUAGUGUGUCGAGGAGAACAUUCUUCCAUCAUUACGGCAGCAUUUAGUGAAUAUCAGAGACGAGGGUAUGUGUUUGAGACACCAAGCCUACGAAAUCUGGCUUUAGAAUAUGUUGGAAUUCAUCCACAGGAGUACAACAUACUUUUGGCUGGAUUAACAAAUUUAACACAUCUGGAUUUAUCUAAUAAUUUACAUGUAGGCUAUUUCACUUCUUUCGACUUGGUCCCCAAUUUAAUAUCUUUAGUUUUACACAAUGACAAGAUUAAUAAUCAGGCACAAGCUUUCAUUAGCAACAUUUGCCAUUUAAAAAAUUUAAGGCAUUUAGAUAUUUCCCAACUUGAUUCCACGAAUGGAAGAUUUGAAAAUCCUAAUACAAUAUUAUCUGAUAUUGUGAAUGGCUUGCCACAAUUAACUUCUUUGGAUAUUAGUGGCACAAAUUUAGCAGAAGUACAAAUAGUCGAUUGUGGAAUACAAACAACUGAUCAAUCCUCUUAUUUUGAGUUUAAUGAUAGUAACAGCAAGAUCUGUGAUAUACCAGGUCUUGUUUCCAGAGUAGACAGACCUUUGCAAUUUUUAGGCCUCUAUGGAACAAAUGAGGCUUGUAGGCGACGUAAUAUUCCAGCAAAACUGAUAGCAGGAGAUGCAAAUGAAGACCAAAUAUUGGUUGCAGCUCAUGUUUAUAUGAAUAAUAAACCUGGUUUUUUGCUGAAAGUACUAAAUGACCUUCAUCGUGUGUACAGAUAUGAAAAUUGUCAUAGAGUGGAUCAAGCACUUUGUGUGAUAUUGAAAGCAAUGGAAAAUCAUCCACUAGAAAAACAAAUACAGAUAUAUGGAAGUGCAACUUUAUUUUAUGUUAUAAAAAUGAAAGAAAAAGAUGAGCUUGAACCACGGUUGAAAGAAAGAAUUGUUUCCGUUCUUCUUACUGGAAUGAGCAUGUAUAAGAACGAUGAAAGUAUAAUGCGUAAUGGUUGCCUAACAUUAUGUCAAUUCCGUAUACCACAGGAUGUUAUGUCGAAUUAUGAAACAUUGGUGAAACUACUUUUACAUUCGGUUAAGCACGCACAGCAAGGAUGUUAUGUUCAACGUAUUGGAACAUUUAUUCUAAAUAUUUUGGCAUGUCACGUGACAGGCAGAGAAAAACGUUUAUUAGGCAACCUUGGUUGUAUUAAAACAAUGCUUAAGUUAAUACAAUAUAGAGUUAUUCAUAACAUAUACGAUGAUGUUUUGGAAGUAGCAUGGUCAACUAUGUGGAACAUGACUGAUGAGACUCCUGUAAAUUGUGAACGAUUUUUUAGUGAAAAUGGCAUGGUGCUUUUUCGUAAGUGCGCGAAGCAAUAUCGUCACAAACAAGAAUUACUGAAAAAUAUGAUGGGAUUACUGGGCAAUGUGUCAGAGAUCCAACAUCUGAGAGUACAUCUAGUACAAGAGCAAGACAUGAUACUUUUUGAAAACUUAUUGCAUUCUGAAAGUGAAGACAUUGAGAUACCUUAUAAUGCUGCCGGUAUAUUAGCUCAUAUAGCAUCUGAUGGUGUUGAAGCAUGGACAAUUAAGAUACCAACUAGAACUGAAAUGCUUGAACUUAUGGUUAAAGCUAUCGAACAAUGGGACAUAUUUUCAGAACGUAAUAUCAAUUAUCGGUCGUUUUUACCAUUAUUACGUUUGUUAGAUGUAUACCAUACACCACAGUGUCAACAUUGGGCAGUUUGGGCUCUUGCUAACCUCACAACUGUUUACCCUCAUAAAUACUGCAUAUUGGUUGUACGUGAAGGAGGUAUUGAAAAAUUAAAUACAUUAAUGUCUGAUCCAAGGCCAUACGAACGGAUAAAAGAACUUGCGCAUUUUGUGAUUCAGAAUUGUUGUCAUAGUAACAACUCUAACGAUACAUACGAGUAUCAAUCGUCUGUAAAUGUAGAAUAUGGUUUAGGUGAUUAAGAAAUAACUUGCUGUUUUAAUUUAAAUACCAUUUGAAGUAAAAUAUUUAAUAUUUAUACUUCUAACCAUCAAGUGUGAGUAAGGUUAUUAAGACAUACUAAAAUUUAUAUGUUCAUUUGCUCGAAUGUAAAUUUCAAGUUGAAUCUCAGAAUCAAACUGCUCAAACAAUCCUACUCACACUUUUGUUACAUGAAUAUUUACUUGCAUAUUUUAUUUAUUACAUAUUAUGAAAAAAAAAUUAUUAUCAUAUUCAUCAUUAAUUAGUUGAUAUAAAAUAUUUUUUAUAUUUAUUAUCGAUCUUUAUAAAUAAUAUUCAAAUCCAAACGUGUUUUUGGUUUAUGUAAAUAGUCAUAAUGUAUUAUAUACAAGGAAAAGUUGCAACUAGACUAAGCUUAUAUUUUUCUGUUUUAAAUACCGAUAAUGAGCUGAAGUAAUGAAGUUUGAUGUUGAAAGGUUAUGUUAAGUUUCAUAUGUUUUUGUGUGAAUUCUUUGUAGAUAUUUGUAUUAUAAGUAAACAUUUUCAGUUGCCAUUAAAUUUUCUUUCAUAGAAAAAUCUUAAAUAAAGACUAUGUUAGGUUAUUAUGUAAAUAUAAUUAAGAAUAAAUAACAAAAUGAAAUAAAUUAGA